AUGCCCCCUUACCGACGACUCGAAUAUGUCUGGGAUGCUCGCGGUCUUUCGCCAACUGGUGAAUCGGCUGUGGGCGCCUUGAGAGAUCGCGUACAUACGGCGCUGUUCCAGCAGUGUGCGGAUGUCUGUGAACCGAGCAAGGCUGCAGGACGUCUCGCAAGAAUCCUGCUACUUCUACCGCAGCUCCAUCUGAUCUCUAUGGAAGUGGUGGAACAUCAACGUAUGCGCCACACAUUCGCAUUUCCAUAUCAGUUGAAUCCACUAUCGGUUCAGCUAUUUGGUGACAUUUUUGAAGAGGGAAAGACAGAUGAGCCGUAUCUGAUCCAUUCUUCGUCGUGCAGUCCGUCCAGUGUUGUUAGCAGCUGA
Cooperia oncophora is the source of this 366-nucleotide messenger RNA. Lineage: Eukaryota; Metazoa; Nematoda; Chromadorea; Rhabditida; Trichostrongylidae. The record is from the annotation of a GenBank genome assembly.